AUGUCUAAAUCUCAAAAUGAGUGUACAGCCACUGUUAUGGUCGAGGAGCAAGAAGAAAAUACUAGUAAUAUAGCUUCUGCUAAUCUGGAACCAGUUCCAAAUACUUUCGAAGUGCGACAAGACAUAUCACCCGCAAUCGCUAAGCCAAAUAGCUCUGUUCAGCGAAUAGUUUUAAACGCAAGUCCUGAGAUGAUUACAAGAAGUCCUAAAAAAUUAUUUGCUACUGCUUCAGUAGCAGUAAUUAAAAAAAUGUCAGAACAAUUCCCUCCAAAAAGCGAUUUGCCAGAUCUGACUCCAACAUGUAUUUUAAAGCAAAUAUCGCCAGUUCCACAAAAAAUUAUUGAAGUACGCAAACGUGCUAAACAAGUAAGCAUGCUUUUAACCUCAGAGAAUUACAUCAAAACAAGAAAAUUUAAGGAAGCGCUUAAAAAAUAG
Messenger RNA from Parnassius apollo (apollo), 435 nucleotides. The record is from the annotation of a GenBank genome assembly. NCBI's taxonomy places the organism in Eukaryota, Metazoa, Arthropoda, Insecta, Lepidoptera, Papilionidae.